Octopus sinensis (East Asian common octopus) is the source of this 8179-nucleotide messenger RNA. RefSeq names its product brefeldin A-inhibited guanine nucleotide-exchange protein 3. Gene Ontology annotation, molecular function: guanyl-nucleotide exchange factor activity. The transcript has 33 exons. The record is from RefSeq and is a predicted model, not a curated record. Gene Ontology annotation, biological process: regulation of ARF protein signal transduction. NCBI's taxonomy places the organism in Eukaryota, Metazoa, Mollusca, Cephalopoda, Octopoda, Octopodidae. Bases 1102 to 7914 code for a protein of 2270 amino acids.
AAUGCGCUCAUACGUAUCUAUGCAUUUAUAAAUUACGCACAUACAUCCCUGUGUAGACACAUAGACAUACAUAUCUGUGUAUAUAUAUAUAUGAAAUAUACACUCAGGCCCGCAUGCGUUUACGACACGUAUGUUUGUGGACGGAUAAAUAGAUUUUUUUUUUCCCAUCAAUAAUUUCGUCACGCACUUUCCAUCUCCGUCAUCAUCGCCACCAUCAGCCUUGUUAAUUUAAUAUUUUUUUCUCCCCCACAUCACCACAUAGAUACAUAUUUGUCAUCAAUAUUGUUGUAACGAUGUCAUCACUCCGAUGAUAAUUCCAACAUCGAUUUUAAUUACGACGAUGACAGCAAUUAUCAUGACGAUAUAAUGUAAAUGACACUUGUUAAUUAACCAAAUUCUUCCACGCUUUUAUUUUUUUCCCCUUUCUGCUUUCGUUAUUCCUAACCCUAGAGCUAGUUAUUAUUAUUAUUUAUAUCCAGCCUCUCCCCGGUAGAAAUGACAAUUAAAUAUAUUUCUUAUAACCACCAUACCGCUUUCAUACGCGGACACAUUGCUAUUUGACAUAUAUUAUGAAAAGAGCAGAAAAAAAGAUAAAAGGGAAAUCAUGGUCGCGGUUCGAUACCAUGUAGGUCUUCUGGAUCAGAGAUGACUCGGGGUUAAAACAUUACUAUAACCCUGUAAACAAAGGAAGAAAAGCCCCCAAUCCAUCAUUAAUAAUACACACGCAUUCACACUCACUUAUACACACCUAUUUAUUGGACUAUUUAAAUUACGUGACAGGUUCUUGUUAUAAGAUCAAAACUUAAUCAGCGCAUAUUUACGUAUUCAUAUAAAUAUAUACACACAUCCUUAACAGGGUGUGUAGGUACAUAUAAUAUAUAUAAUAUAUAUAUAUUUAAUCGGAAUAGUUCCUGAUUUGCAGAAGAAGAGAGUAAAUAAAAAUAAAAACGAAAACGUCUGGCGACGAAUGCGUAUUUCGUUUGUGUCGAAAUAAUAAGGAUGAGGAAAAGUAAUAAGGAAGGAAUAUGUAUGAAGAAUAUAUAUAAAGAAAUACGCUGACAAAAUCUUUGAGGAAGGGACCAGGAUCGAAACGCUAACCAAAUGAUUCCCCCAAACCAAUCCAAAAUGGAGAGAGUUCUCGCAGACCUGGCGAAUGAAGCAUCCAUUCCGAAAUUUCAUUACAUCAAGAAAACAUGCCAGGAAGCUAUUGAAUUCAUCACCAGCCCAAAUGCAUCUGACAUUCCUGUGCACCAGCUGCGGAACAGAUGCCUGCAACCAUUCCAAAUGGCACUGGAAACACGCACCAAGAGACUCAGUAAUAUGGCAAUCAAAGGAAUUGAGCUCAUCCUGCAAGAUGACCAAUUCCAAUCCAGCCUGGAGUCUGAGAGUGAAGAGGACUGGAUGCCAAUUCAGAUCCUGAACACCGUUUAUUCCACUCCACACUUGCAAGAAGAUGCCCAGGUGGAGAUCCUCAAGCUGCUGUUAAACAUGACCUUUUCCACAGCAUGGUGCAUGAAUUCCAAGAUAAUUAUAGAAAUCUCCCAGGUGUAUAUAAAGAUCUUUGUUGGUGGUACGAUCAGCGUACAGACGGCUAUCAAAGCCACCAUCACACAAAUGCUGAGCUGCUUUACAAAGAGACUACAGGAAACUGUCGAGAAAAACAAAGUACCCCGGCAUGGAAAGGAGAGAAAAGAUAAUAAUGUGAUGAAAGAUUUUGAACCAAAAGAUUUCGUCAACAUGGAUUGUGCACUUCAAGAAGUUAUUUCUAUCUUGAAAUUCUUUACCAAGAAAUUAGAAGAAACACAAAAUAACAACGUCACUUCAUCCAAACACUCAAUUCCAUUAUUAUUGGAAUGCAUUCUCACCAUUUUGUCAAAUUCUUCUAAAAUCCUGACCAGACAAUCACUGUUUGUGGACUUACUAUGGAAACAUCUAUGUCCUGCCUUGAUAUCUCUGCUUGGAACUCCAAGAUCAGAACGAAGUGUCACAACUCCACGAAACCCUGACGAAGAAAUCGGUCGAGGAUCAGGCUGUUCAACCACCGCUCCAAAUCUUCUGGCCACCACAGCCAAAGUUAUUUACAACAUUGCAGUUCAGUUGGUGCGUUUGGUGGGGUCAGUCGGUAGCCUAAGACCUGUUCUGGAAUCGCUCUUUCAUCGGAUGUUACUCUAUCCUCCGCCACAACACCGACAUGAUGCUCUGAAAGCCCUGAAACUGUUGUUCAACUCCCCCAGAGGAGUCCUCGACAUUGCAGCGCCGACGGCCUCGGAAUCCAGCAACUCCGACAAGAAACUCUCCAAUCAGAAAUCUGAUAUUGCAUUUAUGAAGCUAAUCAUCGACAGCAUCCAGGAAUGUUGUCAUUGUAAUGACUCUGCUGUGUGUAUAACGAGUGUUGAGUGUAUAACGAUGCUGUUACGCACCCUCGAACGACUGAGUAAGGGCAUUGAUAUUCCAGAGGAUGUUGUGAGGGACAUUAACAGUUUCUAUGACCGCCAGGAGAGAGAUUCCAAGCUCAACUUGAAUAUUGAGCCUGAGGGCACGAACCCACUGAACCCGCUGCCGCCGACAGAAGUGGAACCAGCUGACAUUCCAAAGACUGCUGCUAGUGAUAGUUUAGAAGGAGAAGAGGUGGGAGGAGAAGAUGUUGAAGUGGGAAGAGGAGGAGGAGAAGAAGAGGUGAGAGAGGUGUCGGUGGUGAUAGUGGAGAAGGAAGAAGAGGAGGAGGCGGAGGAAGAGAAAAUUGACAACGAGGAGGACGAGGAUGAGAGAGUUGACGGCGAAAGUCAACAAGAAAUUGACGAUGCAGCAUGUGAUGACGACGACAGUGACGAGGACACUUGCAGUGACAGCUCCGUCGUAAGCCACGUCUACUGUCCACCUCACCCUGUCCAGGAACCGGAAAACCUGCCGAACGACACGUCCUCGUCGACGUCAGCUCAAGAAACGCUCCCCAAGAAAACUGCCCCUGGCUCGACCACGUCCAAGGCUUUCUUAUGCCAGAAGCAAGACCUCGCUGAAAGGGAACACGCUAGGGAAUACAUGGGUAAACUCGCCGACCUGCUGCCACGCCUUAUGAACCUGAUGUCAAUCUGUCGAGUUGACAACGUUCUGCAGGAGUUUGCUGCCUCGUUUUGUUCAGACAUGGUGAAUGGAUUCCCGGCCAAAUGUGACGAAUCCACUGUGAUAGUGAAUGCCGAUGGUAUCUAUGUGACGUCCAUUGCUGUCCUCUCGCUCAACCUCAAGUUAUCCGUGAAGAACUUUUAUAACCCAGACUUCCAGGGCAAAGUACUUGUUACAGAGGAACAGUUUGUAGACAAUGUUCUCAACAGCGGCUUGGUGGUGUUCCUCUCGACGAGUUGGCUCAGUGAAGUUUAUAAGCAAAUUAUAUCAACAAACCUAUUAGAGAAUGCUGGUUACCAGUUUGACGACGAAUCCCCACUUAUUUCAAUGCUGACAGACAUCGAUGGUCUUGACAGUCACGAACUCUGUGGUCAGAUUCUGAUGGAUGCCCGCACCACAUGCAGCACGUUGCUCUCCGAUGAUGACGAUGACGAGGAGGAGGAAGAAAGGGACGAAGAGGUGGACAGCAUUCGAAGAGGGGAAAACAGAAGGGAGGGGGGACACACACGAAGAGAACGACCAAGUAAAGAUGCAGUAAUGGCAGGUAAAAGACUGGCAAAGAGGAUACUCUCUACUUGUUGGGAUGGUAUGCUUGAUGUUCUUGCCGUGCUCCUCAAUGGCAAGAGUUCCUGUGGUAUAACCAGCAGCCUGGCGCUAAUGCUCGGCACCGAAGGAGCGAGGGAGGAGAGCAUGAAGGCCCGUGAAGCUAUAUGCCAGAGUUUGACCGGCUUGCAGAAGGCGGCUAAAUUAUGUUGCAUUCUGGGUCUCCAAAAACGAUGUGCUGCAGUGUUUGCUUUGUUGGCCAGCUCGUCUUGUGUCAUCGAAGAACGUUCGGUCUUGCACGACCGUAAGCUUCCUCUAAAGGCACCGAUUUUACCGAACCGACAGAAACUGGUCCGUCUUCAUGCUGCGCACAUCCUCAGCAUGGAUGUUGUGAUGCUGAUUGGCCUGGAGAUGGGAAGCCAUGCUUCAGAUUGCUGGAAACAUAUUUUCAGGUGUUGUAGUCACAUAGCCUGGCUUGAACACACCUACUUCAGCGCUGGCAACAAUCAAUCCAGUCUUCCGAAGGUUCACCACGAACAACCUGUGAUGUCAAUACCGAAUGCUGACGGCUCUUAUAAUUGUGAUCCUGAGAUGUAUAUGACAUCAAUGGUACCAGUAAUGCCUGUGGCACCAACCAUUAGUGUACACGAACUGACGAGGCUGAGCAAAGUUGAAGCUGGAUGGGAGAGUGCCCUGAGUGGCGGAGGGGUCCUCAGUGCAUCUCAUGCUGCCAAAGCGCUUUGUGGACUCUCCCAAGAAGUUGAUCGUCUUUUCGAAGAUGCUGCUCAGAAAUUGAACCUGCAAGCUCUGGUUAGCUUCCUGUCUGAGCUCUGCACAGCCAGCCACCACCAGCUCGUACAGCUCUCUACAAUCAACGACGAUGAAGAAAUCAUCAACGUGGCAAUUAAACUACCAACCAACGCCCUCCUGCUCUACAGACUUCAGGAAGUCCUCAUGAAGGUCUUGCACACUGGCAGACCCUUGUUACACCUGGUGCAGGCUUUCAACGCAGUUUCCACUCAUUUGGUUGAGGCUGCUGGCAACCGGGAAAGACGAAUCUCCAAAAUGGCUGUGACCUGUAUGCACGAUUAUAUAACGUCAGUAUUGAGUACUCACACAGAGAAACCUCAUUUUCAUGUGAACGAGUUGUUGUGUAAAGGUUUUGAAAGUCUCUUCUCGAUGGAUAUAUGUGAUGGAGAUGUGCAAGACCAGGUUGUAUGUUCAAUCUGUGAACUUGUGGAAGCUUGCACAGCCGAGAUCCGAUCCGGGUGGAGACCCCUGUUUGCAGCUCUCCAGGCUGUGAAGAUUGAAUACACUUUAAAUGAGGAAAUUAACGAAUCUCGACAGCGCCAUAUUGCUGCUGUUCUUGAUGUCUUCGAAGUCUUCCUCAACACAGACAAUAUUUUGGUCUUUGCCAAUGCGGCCGUCGACUGUAUACUCUGUCUGUUGAAGUACGUCCGUGGCCCAGGUGAGUUUGAAUGCUCCAGUGAUGGAGAUUCUGACUCUGGCAGUGAUUUCGCCACCAAUGACUGCACGGAGAACCUCUGUCUCCCAGCCCUCAACUACCUGAAGCAGUGUUGCCACAUGUUGGCCUCCAUGUGGAAAAUGCCACAGUCUCCAAUUUUCAACAGUGCACACAGGAUCCAAGUAGGGUUUCUCCAGGAGAUUGUAGACCCAAAUAUUUCCAAUAUGGACUUUGAACUUUUUAAGCAAAAUUUCUCAUCAGUAGAUUCAACAACAACAACAACAAAAACACCCACAUCAACAACAACAACAAACAGUUCAGAAUCCAAAUCCAACAUUCCGCAGGGCGAAAAUCUCGCCGACCCCGUUGUCGCGUCCCAGCCUGAAAUGGCAUCAAACAGGGACAGGCGGAACAGCCCGACUGACAGCCACAGCAUCACAUCGCAGGAUUCCGGCCUCGAUGUGCCCACCACUGAGAAACUCGGCUUGAUGGAGAACCUAAGGUGCGAAGACCGAGUAAAUUUGUAUCAAAUGAUAAGCUUGGAAUCGCUCGACAAUCAUUGCGGCCUUCUACACGUCUGGUUUCUCAUAUUGGAUGGUUUGGCCAGCGCCACGGCCGUCUGUCCUCGCACUUAUCAACCACAGACAAUGGAAAUGCUGUUUGAAUUGCUGAGAGAAACUACAAAGACUCCAGGUCCGACAUUCAGCAUGUUUUGCGUGAACAAUCUUUUAUUACCGACGCUACAGUCGUGGCUCCGCCGCAGUUACCAUAACCAAACUUACUGGGAAACUGGUUCCACUAAUUUCAAACUGUGUUGUGGACUCACAACAGAUCUUCUUGUGGAAUUUGUCUUGGAAUUUUCAGAUGACCACAAAAACGAGAAAAUGUUGGAGACCAUGCUGUACAAACUGUUCAUUGUCCUAAUAGAAUGUGUGGCACAACCUGUGGAAGUGAUCUCACGUCUUGGAUGCUCUUGUAUCAGACAUAUUGUCUUAGCAUCUGGACAUUGUUUCACCGAGGGAAUGUGGCAGGUGACCAUCGACAGCUUCGAGAAAGCAUUCGAGGUCACCACGUACAGCUUACGUCAACUUAUGAUGCUGUUUCACCAAAACUCCGAGAACUUCUACGGAGACAUAGGGCAAGUGAAAGUGGCCACGCGGAAAGACUGUACACCGAUCGCUCUGGAACGACUGCGACAAUUAGCUCAACAGGUAUUUCUGCUGGACAGUCAAAUCCAAGGUGGUGGUCAUAACCUAUCCUGUAAUUCCUAUUCCGAUGUGGACACAGACAAGUCUUACAUCUUCCUGCUCUACCCACCUGUCCACGACGCCAACUCGAACCCCGAACACCUGGUCACCAGGGUUCCAUUCCGAAAUUUGGUUGUUGGACUUCUGUCGCAUCAGCUGUUGUUGCAGACAGUUGGUUCCAUACUUCUGCAGCUGCAGACGAGCACCGAACCAGACAGCGGGGUUAGAAAUUGUGCCGACAACAAUAACACAACUCAUUCCUCAACUGAGCAACAACAACAACACCAACAACAGCCACAAUCCAUGUCAUCGCCUUCAUCAGCGCCACCAUCUGCGACAUCAUCACCAUCUUCUUCAAAUUCUUCAUCACCCCUCCCAGGAAUGCUCCCUUAUCUGUCGACCCGCAACGUUGCCAAGGUCCUUGACUGUCUCUACAUGUCCUACCACAUCGCUUGUGAUUUUGAUUCAAGGCCCGGCUUGAAGUUCCUCAUCCAGAAGGUUGCACAAACUGACGUCGCUGCCAACCUUUACAAACAGGCUGGGGCCAGUAUGGUGUUUUACAUCCACACCCUCAUUGAAAUCUGCUCCAGCGUGAGCCCCCUUCAACUGGACACGACCCGUAACCUACUCAAGCAGAUGUCCACGUCGUUCCUGAACAACCGGCAAGCCUGCAUCACCCGUGCGCAGACCGUGACCAAAGAUAUCAGCAGCAACGUGGAGAUUUUCCUUUUCCUCUUACAGAGCAUUUGUGAUGAGUUGUGCCAGACCUACGUCGAUAUGACCCUUGAUGAGGAAACCACGACGUGCGUGGACCGUCUCUCCGAACAACCCCUCGUCUUUCUUAUUGCCAAACCUGAUGAACUCAGUGAUAUCACUGGAUCGACAGAGUCGAAGAAAAUGAACAAAUCCCCUUCUUUCAAAGGAUCCCUUUAUCAUCCAACAACUUCACCCGUCGCAACACAACCGGCCGAAGCACCCUUUGGUAGCGACAGCAAGACCGCAGCAACCCGGGACGACCCCAUCUCACCGUCGAAAAGCACAAGCGAAGAAGAUAAAGAUCAUCCAGAUGUGACCAACACGCUGAAAAGCAAAAAAGAGAAGCGAGCCGAGAGGGAAGGGCGUGUUUACACUGUUGCCACGGAUAAGUUUAUCAAGAAUCUCAUGACGGAAUAUAAGAAGCGAAAGCAGCAACAUUCGAUGCCAGCUUUUGUGAAAGCGACGAAAGUGGACCAGAGUAAGCACUCAGAAGCCACUGUGCCACCGACGCCACGGGAACCCGUGGCGCAGGAGAUCGAGAAACAGCAGAAGUUUUCAAUCAUGAAAGACAGUGAAGCUCAUUUGAAAUCCUGGACCGAAUUGCUCUGUGCCAUUCUUCGACUGUUCCAAGAACUACCAGAUCAUAAAUUCUAUGCCCUGCUGCCGACCGUCUUCAACUGUCUCAACCAGUUAGUGUGCCACUCUCGAGAACAACGCCUGAACGAUGCCCUGGCACAGUGGCUCCACCGAGUCGGACACUUAGUCGGAAUCAAUCCUUUGUAACGACUGAAACUGUUUAGGAAAUAAAGAAUUAUUUCAGAAAACACACACACACACACAGUUACAUACAAGCACACUGGCAUAGAUGCACACUGGUAUAUACUUAGGUAUAGCGAUACACAGGUGUACACACUCACUCAUGCACACGUAUACACAUGUUCACAGAUACACACACACACAGGUAGAUACAUAUACAGGGACACACAUGCUUUUAGAAUUUUCCUGUUGAGGAAGGACUAAAGUUGAAUGAAUUUUGUUCCUCGCACCC